Molecule: messenger RNA, 674 nt
Organism: Merops nubicus (carmine bee-eater)
Lineage: Eukaryota; Metazoa; Chordata; Aves; Coraciiformes; Meropidae
Gene: R3HDML
Product: R3H domain containing-like
Exons: 5
Source: RefSeq, a predicted model, not a curated record
CUCCUUGCUGCUGCCCAACGCCACCGAGCUCCUGUCCCCCCCCGGGGGCAGAGCCUCGGGCCCGCAGUGGGGCGUGGGGGUCCCCCGGAGCCGCCGGAGGCGACACCUCUCCCCCCACGACAUGAGUGGGAUUUUGGACUAUCACAACCAAGUGCGGGCGCAGGUGUCCCCCCCCGCCGCCAACAUGGAGUACAUGGUGUGGGACGAGCAGCUGGCCCGGGCAGCAGAGGCGUGGGCUGCACGCUGCCUGUGGGACCACGGGCCCCCCCAGCUGAUGAAAUACAUGGGACAGAACCUCUCCAUCCAAUCGGGCAGGCACCGCUCCGUCAUGGACAUGGUGAAGUCGUGGCACCAGGAGAAGCAGCACUACUCCUUCCCACAGCCCCGCGAGUGCCGCCCCCGCUGCCCCUCCACAUGCAGCGGCUCUGUCUGCAGCCACUACACGCAGAUGGUGUGGGCAUCGUCCAGCCGCCUGGGCUGUGCCCUCAGCACGUGUGCCAACGUGCGGGUGUGGGGCAGCACGUGGCGACACGCCGUCCUCCUCGUCUGCAACUACGCCAUCAAGGGCAACUGGCUGGGAGAAGCGCCGUACAAGGUGGGGCGGCCGUGCUCGGCCUGCCCCCCCCCCUACGGCGGGGGGUGCGGCCACCACACACAUCCAACCAACUCAGCUG